Molecule: messenger RNA, 736 nt
Organism: Momordica charantia (bitter melon)
Lineage: Eukaryota; Viridiplantae; Streptophyta; Magnoliopsida; Cucurbitales; Cucurbitaceae
Gene: DPMS3
Product: dolichol-phosphate mannosyltransferase-like protein
Biological process (GO): GPI anchor biosynthetic process
Cellular component (GO): endoplasmic reticulum membrane; dolichol-phosphate-mannose synthase complex
Source: RefSeq, a predicted model, not a curated record
ACCCUCCUGUUUUAUGCGUUGGCGUUAGACUCAAAGCUACUGUCCCGCCCUAGUCGUCACGAUUUCCCCUCUCGCUAGGGUUUUUUUUUUCUCCUUCUUUCAUAUCUCUUAAUCUCUCUCUCGAUUUCGCCCUCUCUAAGUCGAUUAUCGGUCUGCUCUCUUCGAUUUCUCUAGUCACUUUCCGGUCGUCGGCCGACAAUCCCCACUCGAUCUGUUCCGUCCUCGGUUGGCAUUUACUUCUGUCACCAAUCAAUGAAGCAUAUUGUCAAGAUUUUGACAUUAUUGGUGGCCAUAUCAGCCCUGUGGAUUGGCCUCUUACAGACAUCAGUUUUACCACAUAACCAUGCUUGGUUGUUACCCAUCUAUUUAAUUGUCUCCCUCGGAUGCUAUGGUCUGUUAAUGGUUGGAGUCGGUCUAAUGACAUUUCCAACUUGCCCCAGAGAAGGACUGUUGUUACAGCAGGACAUUGAUGAGGCCAAAGAGUACCUUAAACAAAAAGGGGUUGACAUAAGUUCUAAUUGACAGACUUUACAAUCCUCUGCCUUCUCUCCUCUUGAUCAGAUCUCUGUUUGUUUGGUGUUAAGGUGAAGAAGAACUCUUCACCCAUCUCAAAGGGUCUUUUUGAUUUGAAUCUUUAUGAAUGGUAGUGAAUGUGGGUUCAUGUAUAGAACAAAGCUGUUUCUUGAUAAUUCUUUCAGUUGAUAAUAUAAUCCUUCACAUGUUGUCAGAGGUAGCA